Emiliania huxleyi CCMP1516 is the source of this 917-nucleotide messenger RNA. RefSeq lists its product as hypothetical. The annotation marks the transcript as partial. NCBI's taxonomy places the organism in Eukaryota, Haptophyta, Isochrysidales, Noelaerhabdaceae. The record is from RefSeq and is a predicted model, not a curated record. The transcript is spliced from 4 exons.
AUGGAGCCAGCCGCGCUGCUCGACGCCGCCCGCCAGGCCGCGCCGGCGCACCUGCAGCGUCCCGAGGCGGGCCUGUCGGUCCGCCACGCCGCCGCCGCCACCCGUCCCGGCUACAGCGUCCUCGAGGUGGGCAUCGCCGGCGCCUUCUCCGCCGCGAUAGAGGUGGUGGUGGCGCCCGAGGGCUCCGCGGGCUGGCUGCCACGGCGCGUGGUGGUGGGCCCGCACGAGGACGGGGCCGCGUGCCCCGCGUACCUGCCGCACCCGCGGACGCACCUCUUCCGCGCCCUCUCCGCCCACGCCGGCUCCCUCCUCGUGCAUCUCGACGCUCUGCCGCCCCCGGAGCGCACCUCCUGCGACCUGCCCGCGGCUCGUCCCGCCCUAGCGGCCCUCGCGCUGACGCCUCCUCGGCGGUGCGGCCGGCUGCUCGCGCCGGCCGGGCCGAGCAGCACGGUCCUGCUGCCGCCCACCGUCCGCACGCCGCAGCUGCAGGCGUACCAUCCGGGCUGCUUUGCCGCUAGCCGUGGGUCGGCCUGCUGGGAGGCGGAGUGGGUGGCGCUGAGGGAGUGAUGCGGCGCACAGUCAUCGCGGGCGGCGUCAGCGCGUAUGCUGUUUGCCCGGGGUCGUUCUGGCCACCGCGCACCGAGAGCUCGAGAAGCCGUGUGGCAAGGGCUGCUGCGGUGGGCAGUGAGGAGCUCCGGGCCGCACCUGCUUCGCGCCGGCAGAGGAGCACCCGCUCGACGCGGAGUAGCUCGAGGCGUGGCGGCGGCGGGGCCGCGCGGGCGAGGGCGGAGCGGGCGCCGCAGCUGGCCGCCGCGCUGAGCGCUCAACCUCGAGGCGGUGCUGCUGUCGGCGGGCGUCCUGAGGAGGGCGUCCUGUCUCUGCACAUGGAGCUCGCCGCCGCGAGGCGUCGGGUCGGU